GCGAUUGCAUUCGUAAAGCAUGUUUGAUGAAAAAGGGUGCUUAGGCAAAUAUUUAGCUAGAGAAAAAAUGAAUUGGUCAUUACGUGUGCGAAAUAUUUUUUAGGCUAUUCCGGUUUACAGAGACGGCAUUCUAAUGUAAGAUAAAUUGAAUGUACUGAAUGUGUAAUAGCUACAGUGGAUGAAUAUUGUUAGCUUGAAUGGUUGGCUAGCUAGCUAAACAUCGGGACUACUAAAUCAACAUUGCAUUGUAGCCUAUCGGAUAUUUUAACGUUCCAUAAUGUAAUGUCAAGUGGAUGCAACGUUACAUUGAUGUUGAUGUCUCAUUGAUUGAACUGAACGAGAGAGGGAAUGUAUUCCGAUACAACCACAGAGACGAGUAGAGGAAUUUGAAUCGACAUAAUCCAUCUGCAGCGGGGCAUCGGGACGGAUGAUGAUGGCUUCGUGGCGACGGACAGCAGCUCUCAUCUGUUUACAAUGGGUGUUCCAGUACACCCUGUGUCGCGAGGUAACCCUUCCCUCCGGACCCCUAUACCGCGUGGCAGGGUUCUCCCUCUCCAUCCCCUGUGCUGUAUCAGGCUACGAGGGUUCCCGAACGCAGGACUUUGAGUGGUUCCUGUACAGGGAGGACUCCCAGGGGAGACAGAUGGGGGUGAUCUCCACCAGGGACCCUGGGUUUCCCUACGCACCCUUCCAGGCGCGGGUGAGGUCCGGGGAGGUGAGGGUGGAGAGGGACUCGGGGGACAAGGCCAGGCUGGUGUUCCAGAGGCUACGCGCAGAUGACCAGGGACGAUACGAGUGUUACACACCCAGCACAGACUCCAAAUACCAAGGCAACUACAGUGCCUCGGUCGCUGUCAAAGUGAUUCCAGACACUCUCCUGAUUAGCUACUCCCGGUCUCUGACUGGCCAACCCGUGCCAGAGGGUGCGGAGAUAACUCUCACCUGCUCCGCCGCCGUCCAAUCAAAACAGCACACCCACCUGUCCAUCACGUUCGGCGUGCGUGUCGGUGGUAGCGGGUCGGGGUCGGGGACACCGAGAGAAAUCAUAGCUAUCGAUAAGGAACUGAGCGUGACUCCUGGCCGAGGGGACUCCUACCAGAAGAGAUAUGACGAUGGAGAGAUAACGCUGGUGAAGAAGAGUGGAGAUGGAGGGAGAGAUGUCUACGUGAUGAGGCUGAGCGCCGUGGCCCCGGAGGACUCAGGGGCCUACUUCUGUGAGGCGUCGCAGUGGAUCCUGGACCCUGAUGGAGCGUGGCAGAAGAUCGCUCAGAGGACCCUGGAGAUUGGCAACCUGACGGUCCAACCACUUGCUGACUCCCUGACCGUUACGUCCACUCCGCGAGGUGAGGUAACUCUCCAGUUAGGCUCCCCCCUCACUCUGACCUGCGAGGUGUCUGGUUUGGCCCCUGGGGGCCGCUCGGGCCUGCUGGUUCAGUGGAUGAGGAGGGGCACUGUGAGCAGCGAGGACAGGGCAUUGACGGGUGGAGGUGUGGAGGUGGAGGUGGCCCGGUACGGGCCAGACGGGGUGGUGAGCUGGGGGGAUGACUCCAGCCGGGGGGGUCGGAGUGGAGGGGGUUCCAUGGAGAAGGAGGUGGAGGGACGGUACUCUCUCAGGUUGUUCUCUGCCCACCCAGCUGACACGGGGGUGUACCGCUGUGCUGUGAGCGUCUACGCUGGGAGGCUUAACCCGGGACCCUCCAGUGCUGCUACCCUCACACAGAGGUCAGAGGGGGUCGCCGUCAACCUCAAGACCAAAGAGGUCAAGGUGUCAGCAGUAGCCAACCUUCCCCGCGGCCCCCUCCUGAAGAGAGGUGAUACCGUCACCCUGCUCUGCAACGUAUCCGUGGUAACCACCGGCCCUGCACAGGUGGAGGUCCAAUGGCUGCAGAGGGCGGUCCUCCCGGCCCAGGAGGGUGGGGCUACAGCAGGGGGUGUGAUCAUAGAGAAGGGUGGUGACAAGCCGUCAGUAGAGGAGAAGGGGACGGUGUUAGCCUCUCUUACCUAUGAGGGCCUGUCCAGGCCAUAUAAGAACCACAGCUCUGAGGUCAGUAUGGACCGGGUGUCUCCAGGCACCUACAGGUUAAGGAUCUUCUCCGCCCAGGACCAGGACCAGGGCCUGUUUGUCUGCCAGGCUGAGGUGUGGGGACAAGACCCCCAUGGAGGAUGGUACAACACCGGGGCCAAGGCCCAGUCAGAGGGUGUCAGGGUCUACCUGUACGCCAGAGCGGCCGACCUGCUCCUCAUCCCCUUGGUUGUGGGCGUGUCCUCUGCCUUGUUUGUGGGCGUGGUCAUCAUCGCCACGGUAACCUGUUGCUUCAUGAAUCGAUUGGCUAGGCAGCGCUCCCCGAAAUAGGAAGUAGGAAGUCACGACAACGUAUAACGUAUAAGUUCACUGAAUGGUCAUCGACGAAGAGGUAAAAAAAAAAGAUCGAAAAUAAAACAACUAG
Messenger RNA from Salvelinus namaycush (lake trout), 2447 nucleotides. RefSeq names its product immunoglobulin superfamily, member 8 (gene igsf8). The transcript has 9 exons. Lineage: Eukaryota; Metazoa; Chordata; Actinopteri; Salmoniformes; Salmonidae. The coding region runs from base 428 to 2353 and encodes 641 amino acids. The record is from RefSeq and is a predicted model, not a curated record.